ACGCAGCUCGCUGAGGCGCUGUAGGACGACCGGAUAACGGGAACCGAGAAGGGGGACAGGAGCAAAACGCGUCAGUCUGACAGACAUAGACGGGGUGCUAUUGUAUAACACAGGCCUUCAGUCUUUUCACUCCAGGUUUCCACUUUCCAGGAGGAGCAGCUGCUUUCUGUUAUUUACGUGUUCUUUUUUUUUUCUCUCACCGCGGAGGUAGAGACGGAGCGCCGCAGCGGGGCUCAGGGUUGCAUCGGCCGCUGGCGGAGGACCUGCACAUGUCGGCGCGGUGAGGGAGCGUUUGUUUCCCCGCCCUGAUACGGUUGGAGGACGGCAGGAGGAGCAGGAGGCUUUGUGGAGGGGUGCACACCGCGACGAGAACAACAUUAACCACUUCUGAGAGGAAAAGAAAAUCAAGCAGGUGCGGCCGUUUGAACUGUCGAAAGAGGAUCCGUUAAAAACGAGCGAGAAGGACAACAGUGAUGCGGCAGCCGAGGUGGGCCCAGAUUGAUGAUUUUAUGAUAUCAUCCACCGCCAGGACCGAUCACUGAUUUUAUUGAUAAGGAGCAUCAUCGAGGAGAAAAAGCUAUAAACUGACCUGGGGUCCGUUUGUUUGUUUGUUUUUGAGCUGGAUAUGAGCAGAACAGGAGGUGCCUGAUUACAGUGAUCUUUGUAAGGAUCUUUAUAAUUAAUUCAAGAAAUACAUAUCCAAAUUUAGGCCGAUGACAGUCUGUGUGUGACGCCAAUACAGCAGCAGAGAGGCGUGUUUGUGUGUGUGUGUGUGUAUAUGUGUGCGUGUGUGUGUGAGAGAGAGAGAGAGAGAGAGGAGACGCGCCUGUCUGAGCAUCAUCUGGUAGCUGCACAGGCUACUCCUCCACUGGGAUGAUACACAAGCGAUUUAGCAUCUGUGCGUGAAAUACAGAAGAAUCAGGGAUGCUGCUGAUGCUGUUGCUGCCAUUUCCAGUCCGGCUCUGAUAGAGACAGCGAGGCGCACAGCACGGGACUGGACAUCCACAAGAUAUCUCUCCUCACCUCUCUUCCGCCUCUGCACCUUCUCCCCCCCUGUAUCUCUCCCCCCCUCUCCUCCUCCCUCCCUCCCUCCUUCCUCCUCCUCCACCCCGGAGCGUCUAUUCAUUCUGAUCAGUUGAUAAUCCACCUGUGAUUCAAGAAAACACAAACUCUUCCAUCCUUACCUCCAUUCUCUCCUCCAGUCACAUACAUCCUCUCAAGCGCCUCCUUACGCACUCACACACGCAAAGGCACGCGCGCACGCGCCCACCACCGCCAUCUACAGCCAUCAUGGAGACGACCAAGCUGCCUCCGACCAGCCCGUCCUCGCCGACCACCAGCUUCUCGGUGCCCUCCGCGGAGAAGGUGGAUGGCUUCCCGCGGAGGUCGAUGCGCAGAGCCCGGCAGAGGAGGUCCCACAGCUCGUCCCAGUUCCGCUACCAGAGCUCCCAGGUGGAGCUCACCCCACUGCCCCUGCUCAAAGACGCCCCAGUGGCAGAGUUACAUGACCUGUUCUGUAAGAAGCUGCAGCAGUGCUGCGUGCUGUUUGAUUUCCUGGACUGCGUGGCUGACCUGAAGGGGAAGGAGAUCAAACGUGCGGCGCUCAACGAGCUGGUGGAGAGUGUGGCCACUAGCAGAGGAGUCCUCAUAGAGCCUCUGUACCCAGAGGCUAUAAAGAUGAUCUCGGUAAAUAUCUUCCGGACUCUCCCACCCAGCGAGAAUCCAGAGUUUGAUCCUGAGGAAGAUGAGCCAACACUCGAAGCCUCCUGGCCGCAUCUGCAGCUGGUGUACGAGUUCUUUCUGCGCUUUCUGGAGAGCCCGGACUUCCAGCCCUCCAUGGCCAAACGUUACGUCGACCAGAAGUUUGUCCUGCAGCUCCUGGAGCUGUUUGACAGCGAGGACCCCAGGGAGAGGGAGUACCUAAAGACCAUCCUACACCGUGUCUAUGGAAAACUACUGGGCCUCCGAGCCUACAUCCGCAAACAGAUCAACAACAUCUUCCUCAGGUUCAUAUAUGAAACUGAGCACUUCAACGGAGUCGCGGAGCUUCUGGAAAUCCUCGGCAGCAUCAUAAAUGGCUUCGCCCUGCCACUGAAGGCUGAACACAAACAGUUCCUGGUUCGGGUUCUCAUCCCGCUACACACGGCAAAGUCCCUUUCCAUCUUUCACGCACAGCUGGCCUACUGUGUGGUGCAGUUUAUGGAAAAAGAUGCUACAGUGACUGAAUAUAUCAUCAGAGGGCUGCUCAAGUACUGGCCAAAAACCUGCACCCAGAAAGAGGUGAUGUUUCUGGGGGAAAUUGAGGAGAUCCUGGAUGUGAUCGAACCGUCUCAGUUCAUCCGGGUCCAGGAGCCACUCUUCAAACAGAUCGCAGCCUGUAUCUCCAGCCCUCACUUCCAGGUAGCGGAGCGGGCUCUUUACUUCUGGAACAACGAAUACAUCCUCAGUCUGAUAGAGGAGAACUGUCAAGUCAUCCUGCCGCUGGUAUUCGCCACCCUCUACAGAGUCUCCAAGGAGCACUGGAACCAGACCAUUGUGUCUCUGAUCUACAACGUGCUCAAGACCUUCAUGGAGAUGAACAGCAAGUUGUUUGAUGAUCUCACUGCCUCCUACAAAGUGGAGAAACAGAAGGAAAUGAAGCGAGAGAGGGAGCGUGCAGAUCUCUGGCGAGGCCUGGAGGAGCACCAGGACCGCCGGAUGCAGAUGCUCACCGAGGCCGCCAGGAACCAGCGCAACCUCCAGGAGCGAGGCGAGAGAGGGGACCCACCAACCCCUUCUUCCCCGCAGACGGCUCACUCUGACCAGCCCGAGCCCAAGAUCAGCGGGGCCUCUUCUUCCUCCUCUGGGGCCGGGGAGAGCGCCACCUAGGUGCUGCUCCACAGAGAUUGGAUAGCACGGAGGUUAGGGGACAGGGAAAAGACAUGAGGUUGAUGGUGAAAGUAUUGGGAGAGAAAAAGGUACGAAAUCCACUGUUCUUUUUAUCUUGUAUCAUCGAGGGCGUGGCUUUUUUGUGAAAAAGCGCACAAACUCAGUGAUCCGAGGUAAAGACUGCACCUUUUUUUUCUGACAGACUUGUGUGAAACUGGUUCACUUUUUGCUGUACACACAUUAUGUUGCAGAUCAGAAGAUGAAUAUUGUCCAAAAGUCCAGACUGUCAUUUUAAUUAGUGGCUGGUUUAUCAAACUGCAGGUCAGUAUCCAAAACUGGUAGCUGGCCUGCUUCAAAUCAGCCUUUAAAUAAGAGAUGAAAUUUCUCUUUUGGUGCAACACUAAUCAAGUUUAUCAUGUGUCUAACUUGCCUUGACAUUUAACCAACCGAGUCAGAGUCUGUACUGUGGCGUCGUAUUUAUCUUUUGGUCAGAGAUGCUUAUUUCAUGCGUGGAUAGCACAAUACAUUAAUAAACAAAAGAAGCAAUUUCACACAAAUGUCCCAAAACCAUUGCCGCACAGACCAGACACACACGCACACGCACACGUACGCACACGUGCACACACACACACACACACACACACACACACACACACACAGACGCAGGUACAUAUUUACUGUAAAUAUAAGAAGACAGAGCUACAGAGAGUACGUGUAUCCAGGUCAAACAAAUCUCGCAUACCAACACUUGAUUGAUGCACCAAAAUAUUUCAUACACACUCACAUACGUACAGGCUCACACACAUAUACAGAGACACACACAGAUGGUUCUGGCGCUAACUCCUCUCUCAUUCUGUCGGGUUCCAGGACGGGCCUAAAGUCCCUCAACAUUAAAUAACCACUGAUGAAGAUGAUGAUAAUGAUAUAAAGUACAAUACUGUUCCUUCUUCUUACUUGUUACUCUACUACUACUACUCUACUCUACUCUAAGUACUACUGAUGAUAAUGAUGAUGAUGAUAAUGUUUUUAUAUAUAUACAUAUGUCUCUGGAUAUUUCUGUAGUGUAUUAUGGGAGAAACACUAGUGUAGCAGAUACCAUAAAGGGGAAGGCCGGCUCCAAUUCUGAAUUCACAUCACAUGUUAACUGUAUGAGGCCAUAAUGUGAGUGCUGAAAUUCAGCAGAAUUCCACUUUUAACAGACCUUAAAGAGGGGAGGAAAGAACUGGAUUGGCAGUGGCUGUUUUUCUUUUAUUUUGAAAUUUUGGAUGUUUGUGGUGCGGUGGGUGUAAUUUUAAAGGGGUAUUUCAUAAAAAAAUCCCAAAACAUUCCAUCUUUAAAGAUUAUGUUUUUUGGUGUGUGUUUAAAGAUGCCCUGUGGAGCUUUCUUGCAAACAAAGUUAUGUUUACAUUCAGUGGUACUCACCAAAACACAUUGUGUGUUCAGUAUACUUCAGGCUUGACAAAUGCGUCAAAUGCAUUUCCUUCCUCAUAAAACAUUUGUAAAGCCGAUUUAUUUAUAUUUCAACUUGUGCAUUGUUUACAUCCAUGUUUACUUGCUAGCAAUCUUCUUCUUCCCUGCAUUUGUUGGCAUAUUGCUAAGUUUAUUUGCACAUUACCGCCACCAACUGUCGAUCAACGGAAUAGCAUGCUAUCGGCAGCAUGGGCACUUCGCUUGUGUGCCCAUGUGCAUACAUGUGAAACCUCGUGCGCAAUACAAACAUAAUGUGGACCCACUCAGAAACUCCACAGGGUACAUUUCAUUUUGAUGAUGUGGCGCACGUUGUUGAUUUUCUGGUUAAAAGUUCUACAAAUUCACUCAUUUCACAUGGUUACAUUUGACAAAGUUGAAGUUUAGAACCCCCCCAAUUCCUAACCAAAAAUGUAUCCAAGCAGACUAGUAAACCCCACCCAACACAAAGGUUACUGGAAGACAAAUAAUGCACACCACAUGUGUUUCAGACCAAAAGAAAAACACAGUAAUCCAGUUGGAUUUCUGAACCCUGAGCAUCUGUUCCUUAAGGCUCAGCAGUCAGCAGAUCAUUGUUUUUCCCGGUGUGAACUAAGGAAAAUCUGUUUAUUCUUGUCUGAUCAUUAUGCUAGAGGGAUGGGAUGAAGAGAAGAGGGUAAAAAAAAACUGAAAAAAAAAAUAUUUUAGCAAUAUUUUCAUUCUUUCAGGAUAAUCUGUGUUUUUAGGGGGUCAAACAGGAAGUGAGUGUCACACUCAAAUGUUUACCCCCCCACUCUUGUUUUUACUCCUGUUGCGUCCUUGAUAUUCACUUUGUCUUAAAGGUACUUUCUGUGUAAAUUGAUUUGAUGGAAAAUGAUUUUGCUUUGUAAUUAUGUUUUUUUCUUCUUGGUUUUUGUAUAAUCUUAAUUUUUGUGGAAAACUGAUACUGAUGCUAUUUAUUUUCUAUUUGAUCAGGAAAAUGUAACCUUAUUUGAAGAUGAUGGUCAGGUUGUGUGUGUGUGUCUGUGUGUGUGUGUGAGUGAUUUUGUGUGUGUCUGUGUGAGUGAGUGAGUGAUUGUGUGUGUGUGUGUGUCUGUGUGAGUGAUUGUGUGUGUGUGUGUGUGUGUGUGUGUGUGUGUGUGCGUGCAUACAUGCACGCAUGCUCACACGUUGGUGUGUAUCCUGUGAAGGAAUCAGUGAGCAGGAGAUGUGUGUAGACAGAGUGAUAGAAAAUGAGAGAAAUUUGUCUCUCUUUGUUUCUUUUUCUCUCUCUCUCCUUCUCUCCUUCCUGAGGGACAGGGUUUGAAUCCGAAUGUAUCGUAAAAAACAAAUUGAUUGUGUUUUUUUACGCUUGAGACGCUGUCGGCUGCUUGAUAACUAAACCUUCAAAAACCCUUCAGACCAGCAGUUUUUCAAAACACUCACUUCAAUCAUGCCUGAGUCAACAAGGUUCUGAAAUCCAUUUGACUUGCAGCUCUCGGAUGGGCAUUUCAAGUUUUAUUGAGCUGUUAUUGACUGAUUUAAGCAGAGUCUUAAUGAAUCUGCACCCGGACCAAUUUUCGAGUUUUUUCUGAAUGCUUUUUAAGUUUGAGUUUGAUUGCCUUGCUCUGAUGCUAUUUAGGCUGCAGUCACACCUAAUCUGCCACUGCUUCUUUCUACAAAAGAGCUUGUUGUUUUCUAAAGUUGACACUGCAGCUUUGCAUUUAAUUCCAUUUGCAGAUGUUGCAUCCAACAUCCAGGUUAUAACCUCCAACACGUUUGUCAGUCAAACCAAAUAUUGCCAAAUUUGUCCAAGAAAGUUCUUUGUUGAGCAUGAAACAGUAGUUUGACAUCAAAUGACAACUGAGCAAACUCCAUCUGCUGAUGGGAUGAAGACUGUGAGAUACAAUUGAAAGCUCCAGAAAAGGCUAAAAAUUGGAACCUGAGUCAACAUUAUCACACAUGCUAGUGGUUCCCAACCUUUUGGCUUGUGACCCCAACAAGCAAAACCCCUUGGCCUUCGUGUGGACAUGAGCUGCGAGCAGUUUAACCAAAGAGUGUUUUAAAAAACAAUAAGUGUGCGUUCUAAUUGGGUGCUCAACUUCAAGAUACAAAUCAGUAACAAUACAAAAGAGCAAAAGAUUUGAGGAAAAAUAAACUACUUUUUGUGUAAAUACAUUUUUUUUCUUGUCCUUUUAAUUAACUGGUGACAUUUCUGAUUUAUCUCAGGUCCCCUUAAGGGGCCCCAACCCCCAACUUGGCCUAGGAACCAUUGACAUAUGCCUCUUCUCUAAGUACCACGGUGCUGUACAGUUUUUUCCUUUCAGGCAGAAUUUCUGCACAAUACUGGAGUGUAAAGCGCACAAACUUGAUGGUCCGUGCUCUAUAGCAGCCACAGAAAAAGCACUGAUGGAUUAGGUGUAAUAGCAGCCUCAUGCCAGUAAAUGCCUCAAAACCUGCACCUGCAAACACCACCUGGCUGGCACUCUGGGCAGACAACAAAAAACCCCUCCUCCCAUUUGUUUGGAUUUCAAACAUUGUUUUGAUUCAGGCAAAAAAACACAGCUGAAAAGAGACUACAUUUGACCUUGCUCAUAACACUCAGCUUACUUUAUGAUAUUUGUUUUGGCUAGCUGAAUUAACAAACCCUCCUGAUUGUUAUCGAUCGGUCAGCUGACUCGAUGAAAACGGAACCCCAGCUCCCACUGUUCUAGAAUUCUCUCUUAUAUUUGAUCCAUAGUAAUAUUUUCUCUUUCUAGAACUGCUCCAGAACAGGAAGCGAGAGAAGAGAGAGUGUUCGUAGAGAGAUUGGGUAUCGCCUCGCAGACAGCCAUUAAACGCUGGUUUCAUUCACUGUCACAUUUAAAUCCAUGGGAUGGUGUGAACAGAUUGGAUGAAAGCAGCCAGUAAAGAUAAAAAAAGAGGAGGCGAAAGACAGAGGAAAGAAAAAACGUAGAG
Sander lucioperca (pikeperch) is the source of this 7251-nucleotide messenger RNA. RefSeq names its product protein phosphatase 2, regulatory subunit B', beta (gene ppp2r5b). Gene Ontology annotation, molecular function: protein phosphatase activator activity. The transcript has 13 exons. The coding region runs from base 1291 to 2868 and encodes 525 amino acids. Lineage: Eukaryota; Metazoa; Chordata; Actinopteri; Perciformes; Percidae. The record is from RefSeq and is a predicted model, not a curated record. Gene Ontology annotation, cellular component: protein phosphatase type 2A complex; cytosol; nucleus. Gene Ontology annotation, biological process: protein dephosphorylation; signal transduction.